GCUGCGUUUGGUAGUUUGUCCAUGCGAAAAUCUUGGAAGGAUGGGUGCUAAGUGCUGCACUGAAAGGAAACCCCGUCCCAGAGGAUGGGAUGACAAGCCGUUUCCAAGCAAGAUGACGACGAGUUUGCGCCAUGCUUGGGCCGAAGGCCUCAGUGGCUGCAUUCUGUAUGAGGUCUUUCUGGAGAAGGAGGAUGAACCAAUUGGUUUCGAACUUGAGACCGAUACGUCCGCGUUGACAGUGAAGGCUGUCACGCCAGAUGGACUUCUUGACAGGUAUUGCAAACAAGAGGAUGAGUUUGUGUGCCCAGGCGAUAGGAUCUACUCGGUGAAUGACUUCACAGACAAAUCAGAUAUGAUGCGCCAAUUGAAGGAGCAGCAGAAGCUGGAGAUUGUGUUCUCAAAGCUUAUCAUUGAAGUCAAAAUCUUGAAACGUCCUGGAAAGAAGUUGGGCGCUGCUACGGAUCCGAAGACAUUCACGAUCCUGAAGAUUGCAGAAGAAAGCCUCAUUGAUGAUUGGAACAAGCAGUACCCGAAGGACCGGAUAUGCAUCGGUGACACUGUGCUGGCUGUCAAUGGUGUGGUUGACAAGGACAAGGCCGUUCAAGAGAUAGCCUCCAAAGAAGAGCUAUUGCUGCGAAUGGUGCGUGGUCCACGCCGAGAGAUGGAGGGGGUCAAAGACACAAAAUCAACUGCAAUGUCCCUAGAGCCCUGCGGGAGACUCCGGAUUUGCAAGUUUGCUCACUUUGUACAGAGGAUGGGAAAGGAAAACCACCAGCACCUGAAAAGUGGCGCACUUAGCCAGAACGCAAUUCCUAACAUAAUGGGAGAGGAAGGCUGAUGAAUUUUGUUGCCAAGGCCGACCUUGAAAAUGUAACACUUGGACCGAAGGGGACGAAAGGAACGAACAGAAUCAGGAAUUCCAGCAAGAUUUGAAGAGCUCUGAGAGAAGAAAGCUAACCCGAACACGUUCGACAUGAAGGUCCUGCAUCGAUUCCGCUGGGCACACGCUGUGAAUAAGUGAAUCUUUACAUGGAGGUUCGGUGAGGUUCGAACGAUUCGAUGGCGGACAAAAUGGCCUAGUGGUGGUUGCAAAACGUAUGCAAGGUUGAGCUGGAGACAUGUUUAUACAAUUGUUAUCAACCAUGAAACAUGGGAAAGGCUACAGAGGGUGACCUUUGGCAACUUGCACCUGCAUGGCAAACCAU
Durusdinium trenchii is the source of this 1205-nucleotide messenger RNA. The record is from the annotation of a GenBank genome assembly. Lineage: Eukaryota; Dinophyceae; Suessiales; Symbiodiniaceae.